AUGCACGCGCUGGACCUCGCCCACCGCGACGUCAAGCCGGAGAACGUGCUCGUCGACGUGCGCGGCGAGGCCUUCCGGGACGUGCGCGUCAAGGUCUGCGAUUUAGGGCUCUCGGCGCCGCUCCGGCGGCGGAAGGACUUGGGGCUCUCGGCGCCGCUCCGGCGGCGGAAGGACGCCGGGGAGGCCGCCGCGUCGCCGGACUGCUGCUGCGGGUCCAUGGGCUUCUUCGCGCCGGACAUGCUCGACCCGGCGGGCUACGACGGCGCGCGCGCGGACGUCUGGUCGCUGGGG
Molecule: messenger RNA, 291 nt
Organism: Aureococcus anophagefferens
Lineage: Eukaryota; Pelagophyceae; Pelagomonadales; Pelagomonadaceae
Exons: 2
Biological process (GO): peptidyl-threonine phosphorylation; peptidyl-serine phosphorylation
Molecular function (GO): ATP binding; protein serine/threonine kinase activity
Source: RefSeq, a predicted model, not a curated record